AUGUCUAUUGAAUUGGAAAGAAACACAUUGGAGGAACUCCAUACUAUAGAGAAAGCCAUCACUGAUAGAAUACAGAGAAAUCCAGAGCUUUAUGAUGGGUUUUUAGAGGAUAAUAAUAGGGUUUUAAAUAAGAAAAAAAAACGUUCAUUUAGAGAAGUAUUAUUACAACAACAUGAAAUAUCUUUCUUUUUGAAACAAUACAAGAAACAGAAAACUUUCUUAGAAGAAUCUUGGAAUGAUGCUUCAAGAAAUGAAGUUUUGAAAACAAUUGAUGAUCCAACUUAUGAAUUGAUUAAGUUUGAUGAAUUGUAUCAAUCUAUUAAAUCUCAAAAUGAUGAAACUGUUGUUAAGAAUCUUGGUUCAAUAUAUGCCAUGAAAUCAUCAAAUUCAAAUAUCCUAAGUGAAAUAGGUUCAGGGAUUGAUUUAAAUUUAAUGUUUUCCGGUGAAGAAUAUUUUGGGAAAUAUUUAGAUUUAGUGGAAUUUCAUGAAAUUUGGUUAAAUUUAUCAAGUUUAAAAAUUAGUUAUGUUAAAUAUUUGGAAAUUUUUGAUAAAUUUGAAGAAUUUAAUGAUAUUGUUAAUAAAAAACAAGAUGAUUAUUUGAAAUAUUUAAUUAAUUUAUCAAAUUAUUUGAAGAAUUUCAUAACAAAAUCAACUCCAUUAUUUAAAUUAGAUUCAUUUUUAAAUCAAUUUGAAGAAAAUUUCAAUAAAUCAAAACAAAAUCAAGGAUUAUAUUGUGAAGCUUGUGAUAAAAAUUUUGCUAAAAAAACUGUUUAUGAUGCUCAUCUUUCAGGUAAAAAGCAUUUAAAAAAUGCAUCAAAAUUAACAACAUCAUCACCACCUCCAUCAUCUAAAAAUUAUGAAUAUUAUGAAAAUCUAAUCGAACAUUUAUUAACCCCAUUAAGAACAAAACGUCAAGAUACAAAAUUAAACACAGAAAGAAGAAAAGCAUUAACAGAACGUGAAAGAUUAAUUGAAAUUUCUCAAUUAGAAAAAGAUGAACAAUUAUCAUCAAGUGAAGAUGAGUCAACUAACGAACAAGAUGAAAACCCAGAUUUUAAAGAUGGUGUUUAUAACCCAAUGAAUUUACCUUUAGGUUUUGAUGGACAACCAAUUCCAUAUUGGUUAUGGAAAUUACAUGGAUUAGGAAUAGAAUAUACUUGUGAAAUCUGUGGUGAUUAUACAUAUAAGGGGAGAAAGGCAUUUGAUAAACAUUUCUUAGAGCCAAGACAUAUUCAUGGAUUGAAAUGUUUAGGUAUAACACCUUCGUUAGUUUUCAAAGAUAUAACUAGUAUUAAGCAAGCUAUUGAAUUAUGGAAUAAAGUUAAAAGACAAAAAAGAAUAGAGGAAGGAGAAAAAGAAGAUGCAGUAGAAGUGGAGGAUGAAGAAGGGAAUGUUAUGAGUGAGAAAGUUUAUAAUGAUUUGAAGAAACAGGGAUUAAUUUAG
This is a messenger RNA of Hansenula anomala, 1443 nucleotides long. It is a transcript of the gene PRP9, whose product is annotated as SF3a splicing factor complex subunit PRP9. The record is from RefSeq and is a predicted model, not a curated record. Gene Ontology annotation, cellular component: nucleus; spliceosomal complex. The transcript has a single exon. Bases 1 to 1443 code for a protein of 480 amino acids. Gene Ontology annotation, biological process: mRNA splicing, via spliceosome. Lineage: Eukaryota; Fungi; Ascomycota; Saccharomycetes; Phaffomycetales; Wickerhamomycetaceae. Gene Ontology annotation, molecular function: RNA binding; zinc ion binding.